Messenger RNA from Aspergillus lentulus, 1335 nucleotides. The record is from RefSeq and is a predicted model, not a curated record. NCBI's taxonomy places the organism in Eukaryota, Fungi, Ascomycota, Eurotiomycetes, Eurotiales, Aspergillaceae.
AUGGUCGACUUCACCCUCUCCAACUCCGAACAGCAAACAAGAGCGGCAGCACGCAGCUUUGCUGCUGCACACUUAGCCGGCGCUCAAGCAAUAUAUUCUGAGCUCCCAACCCCCGAAGAGCAAUUUCAGAGUCUCCGGCCUAUCUAUGCGGCCGCAGUCAAGGCGAAUCUUAUCAAGGCCCAGGUGCCGGCCCAGAUCGGGGGCAGCAGUACUAAUUUGGUCGAGGCUGCGAUCCUAGUAGAGGAGUUCUACGCCGUCGAGGCAUCCGCUUCAUUAACCAUUUUCGGAACCGGACUGGGCUUGACUCCUGUCGCGCUGGCUUAUCGGCCUUCAAUUCAGAAAUUCUUGGAUCCCUUCCUUGCAAACGAGGGGGCACCGCUUGCUUCGUUGGUGUUUUCGGAGCCUGCCGGCGUGGCGAAUUGGCUGGAACCUGGAGCGCCUGGAUUGCAAACAACAGCACGCCGGGAGGGAGAUGAGUGGGUUCUGAACGGUGAAAAGAUAUGGGCGACCAACUCCGCAGGCUGGGACUUUCGAGGCGCCGAUCUGAGUUGCGUGGUGUGUCGAUGCGUCGAUGAGGACGUGGUUGCGCGGGCUGCCUGUCCUCAGGACCUCAUCAUGAUUCUGCUGGUUACACGGCAGGAUAUCCAGAGAAACGGAUCGGACUGCUUCCAGGUCCUCAAACAUGUCGAGACGGCGGGGCACAAAGCUACCUCAGGGCCCCAUAUCAAGGUAGGUUUGGUUCUUUCCUCUACAUUGCGAAUGGCGCUGAAGAGAAAGUACACGAACCUCCGAGUCCCAGUCGAAAACGUGCUCUGCGCGCCAGGCACCGGUGCUCCCAUCGUGCUACACUCCUUUGAGAUCUCGGCAAUGCUCGUAGGAGCAAUGGGUGUCGGGAUCCAACGAGCCGUAUUCGAUGCGGCCCUGGCCUUCUCUCAUGAUACACGCGGUGGCACCGUCCCCAUCGCCCAACGUCAGUCCGUCGCGGACCUCCUGAUCAACAUCAAAAUGCGGACAGAGACAUCGCGGUAUCUGACAUGGAAAGCAGCGCACUGUUUGACCCAGGGUCCUGGUGAGCAUGCGCAGCGCCGGGAGCAUGCACUCCUGGCCAAGGUACAUUGCUCCGAUGCAGCGGUGCAGUCGUGUCUAGACGCGAUCAAUGCGGUGGGAGUGUCGGCAUAUAACCUUGAAACGCCAUUUGCUUCCCUCCUCGCUACUGCGCUUGUUCUGCCUAUUUUUGACGGAGGGAAUGUGGGGAUCCGCAGACGGGCACUGCAGGAUCUAUUCCUUGAAGAAGGAUAUCAGCCGUGGGGGACGACGUUCGGAUUCGAUAACUAG